Messenger RNA from Chenopodium quinoa (quinoa), 1209 nucleotides. RefSeq lists its product as uncharacterized. The transcript has a single exon. Bases 94 to 891 code for a protein of 265 amino acids. The record is from RefSeq and is a predicted model, not a curated record. NCBI's taxonomy places the organism in Eukaryota, Viridiplantae, Streptophyta, Magnoliopsida, Caryophyllales, Amaranthaceae.
CCCUCUCAAAUUACAGUAACUCCCCAAUUCAUUUCUACUUUCUCUCUCCUCAAAAUCUCAAAUCCCCCUCAUUCUCUCUCUAAAAACACAAAAAUGGUGGAAACUGAAGUAGCUGCACUCAUCGCACCAUGGCUAACCCCAACCUCUCUCUUCGUCCUCCUCAACAUCGUCCUCGCCACCAUCUUCUUAGCCAACAACAAGCACCACUCCCAAACCAAACACGACUCCGAUUCCGACUCCGACAACCGCAACAACAUGAAUAAUAAACCUAGUGAACAUCAUUACCAUCAUAAUCAGUACGAUUAUUACCAGAAUAAUCAGCGUUACGACUACGAAGGUGCGUCGCUUGUUCCGCCGCCGCCGCAGCUAGUCCGCGCGCCGUCGCUAUUCUCCCGUGUUGCGUCGUUCAAUUUCUCCAAUUUUUACUCCGAAGCGCAACCUCCGUUGUCCGAUGCGGCGGAUCAGACGGCGACGAUGACUCGCGCGCCGUCGCUGCUCUACCGUGUGACGUCAUUCAACUUUUCUCGCUCUCCUGCACCGCAGAAGGCGGUGGAGGAGGAGGCACGUGACCAGAGUCAGGGUCACGUGAUGAGAGAGAAUCAAAAGGAGGUGGUGGAAAAGGACAAGGCUAAAGAGACAAAGGUGAAGAAAAAGAAGGUGAAAAAAGAAGUUAAUUCUGAUGUGAAAAAAGAAGUUACCGCGGUUAAAAAUGAAAGUACUGCGGUAAAAAAAGAGGUGGCGAAGGAAACGACGUCGUCGAAGCGGGUUGAAGAAGAAGAAGUAGAUUCAAAAGCGGAUGAUUUUAUUCACAAGUUUAAACAACAGCUAAAGUUACAGCGGUUAGAAUCACUGUUACGUUACCGGAAUAAUCCUACUCCAACAGCUGCUUGAACAUUAUUUUUACUAUUAGGGUGUUUUUUUUUUUACUGUAUUAUUAUUAUUGUUGUUGUACUAUUAUUAGGGUUUAGGGUAUUUUACUUUGGUGUUGUAUUUUUUUUACUAGUUACUGUAUUAAUUAGGGUUUUUUUUUACCUUUUAAAAUAUUGUCUAUUGGGCACAUGACACAUUACAUGGGUUAUUGUGUAGGUGUGGCUUUAUAUAUGGUCCAAUUCAGGUUAUGUUCAGAUUUCAGAGUAAAAGUAAUUUAUUUAUGGCCACUCGUAAUGUGAAUAAAGACAAUAAUCACAAAUUCACAAUAUAAUAAGUCAA